This is a messenger RNA of Cladocopium goreaui, 1125 nucleotides long. The record is from the annotation of a GenBank genome assembly. NCBI's taxonomy places the organism in Eukaryota, Dinophyceae, Suessiales, Symbiodiniaceae.
CUCAGAUUCAAUUUUCCUGAAGCAUAGCGCGAAGGGACGCGUUGCCAUGGUGCAGACCGGAAAAUGUGUGGCCCUUGCGGCGGGCUCGGCAGCAACCAUGGCUUUGAUGGGUGCACCAGCCUUCACUUCAGCUCCAAACACGGUCAGUGAGAGCCAUGUUCCAGUGCGCACUUACGGUGCGGCCCAAAGCCAGGGACACUCUUCCAUGGGUGUGUCAGCCACUGCUGCGGCUGCAGGCAUCAUUGCACUUGGUGCAGCUGGACGCCGCUCUCAGAAGGUUGCACGGGCAGGUGUUCUCACAAAGGAUGAUCAGGGUCGCUUCCGCUUUGAUGCCCCAGAACCACCUCUUGUGCUUGAAGAGCAGCCUGGUGUCACCCGCCCCUUGAACUUCUUUGAUCCGUUGGGGUUUAGCAAGGGUGGUUUGAUGACCUUCCCUGGCGAUCCUACUGGCUUCAAGCAUUUGCGAGCUGCGGAGAUUAAGCACGGCCGCUUUGCCAUGAUGGCAGCCACAGGAUCCCUUUUCGCACACUAUGUGAAGUUUCCCGGCUUUGAGGAUGUGCCAACUGGCUUGGCAGCCUUGAGCACCGACAAGGGCCUUGAAGGCUUCUCCUUGAUCAUGUUCUUGAUUGCCGGUCACGAGGCUGUCACUUGGAAGCCAGCGAAGGACCCUGGAAGCUUCGGUGAUCCAUUCCAGUGGAAGCAGCUUGGAACCGAGAUGCGAACGAAGGAGAUUAACAACGGGCGCAUUGCGAUGUUUGCCAUCAUGGGCCAGAUCGUUGCUGAACUCCAGACUGGGAAGGGUCCGGUGGAGCAGUUCAUGGGCUGAGAAGCACUGAAGAGUAAUUCGUGCAUUUCUUGAUUUUCCCAGAAUGUUCCUCAAGAGGCACCAUGCAUCCUGUUGCAUUGACCAGUGUACUCUUUCUACACUUUAUGUUGUCGGAUUGCAUAUGUUCAUGUGAAGGGACGGGCAAAGAAUUUUUGCCUUCCAGAUUCCAGAUGGCAAGAAGACAUGUGAAUGUGAGGACAAAAAAUGGGAGAAUGCAGACAUUUGGAGCAAUAUCGGUUUUAUGAAUGCUCGGCAUGCGGUGGGAGCCAAGAUUUUGCCACAUCUUUCCUAAACGUCUU